Gaeumannomyces tritici R3-111a-1 is the source of this 2835-nucleotide messenger RNA. RefSeq lists its product as hypothetical. Gene Ontology annotation, cellular component: mitochondrial inner membrane. The record is from RefSeq and is a predicted model, not a curated record. Bases 252 to 2630 code for a protein of 792 amino acids. Lineage: Eukaryota; Fungi; Ascomycota; Sordariomycetes; Magnaporthales; Magnaporthaceae. The transcript has a single exon.
AAAAAAAAAAAAAAGGCUUGAAGACUCGCCAUCGACAUGACCUAUAGACACCCAUCCAAUACGGUUGCGGCCCGAAUCCCCUGGCUUUGCGUCCUAGAUUUUCCAGGCGUACCUAUGCGGAUGCUCCAAUACUCCAGAAUAAGGCGAACCGUGGAGUACUGGGCCUUUGAGCGGCAUUAUAUAUGGCUUGCUAGGGCCGGUCACGACACCCCUCCUUCUCGAUUCGGAACCCCGCGUCCAGCUUGGUCUUGAUGAUCCGAAGAGGGACCACCGCUGGCGGCUUCGUCUGCCUCAGAUGCCAAUUUUGGCCUCCCCGGGCUAAAUUUCAAUGGUCCUCCGCGGCGGCAUGGUAUGCACAAGUCAGAGGCAACAGCACUGCCGCCGAUGGACCUCCUCGCGACGGCGCCCAUAAGCGAGACGCCAAUGGAGAUAAACCCUCGGUAAACGGCAGCCCUCAACAAGCCCCAGGGGCGCGCCGAUCCGACGGAAGGGUCUACACCACCAGAGGCACCCUCGUCCAGCCAAGGAUUGAGGGGCUGGAUUUCGACGUGUUGGGGAAGCGAGGCGAGACGAUUGUUAUGAUGGAUCUGGGCAAGCGCACGAAGCGAGAAUUUCCACCUCUAAUACUGGAAGUUGCCGAGGCUGAGACUGGCCUCGAAGACGACCAGGACAUCUGGGGUUCCGCCCUUGACCUGGAGGCUCCCACUACCGAGGCUGAGGUCCAGGCCAACAUCGACGAGCUGCGGCCCGCGGAUGUCCGCAUUCUUAUCCAGAGAGACUUUGAUGUCAUUGUCGAUGCCCUCAGGGGAGGUUUCACCGUGGCGCAGCUUGUCAGAUACAUUGGCGCCAACCGCAAGGACAUCGGCGCCAACCGGAAGCACCGCGCCUCUGUUGCCACCCCCGCGGCCGAUCCGGAUGCCCCAUGGAUCCUGCAGCGGCUUGCAUGGGAACCUCAACCCCCGUCGACGCAACAGAAACCCGACACCGGCAAGAAGUUGCUUGUUAGCGAGCUGAUGCGUGUGUGCUGGGGCAUUUCAAUCCAGGAGCAUGUGGAUGGCCCCGGGUAUAUGGACAUCUUCCUCCGCGAUCCCGAAUUCUCGCUGCUGUUGGUCGGCAAUAUGAGCUGGCUUCAGGUCAUUUCGCGCAUAUACCUGCGUAAGGUCGGCGGCCGAAUAGAGCUGAGACGGUCCAGUCGAAUGCUGCGAAUAUAUAGCCCCAAGGCUAUCGCUGAUACCAUCCUCGCUGCCAUAAAUCAAGUCCUCCGCACGACCACCACUCAAACCAUAGACCUGCGCCCCAUAGCACCAGGAAAGAUCCCUCACGAAUCUCUCGAGCGCCUUGGCCAGCUGACCAACUCACACAUCCGCCAACGCGUUGCGUCCGGGAAGUUUGACGUCUCUUGGAUCGAGAGGAAUCGUCCAGAACGAGACCAGACCUUUGAAAAAACCCGAGAUGUUGUCUUCCGACACCUGAUGAGCGCCUAUGGAAGUGACGCCCCUUCGCUGUCCCUGCCGAUGGCCGUCGUCGGGCCCCUACUGGAAGGUCCUGAGAUGGCAAGACUCGUUUCCGAGCGUGGUCUUCAGAACCUGUCACUCCCCUGGAACGCCCCAUCCGGAUCAUGGGCCCGGUUCGUUCGACCUGUCUCGUCAGCCACCACAAAAUCGGCCGAUGUGAAUCUACCACCGAACCUUGUCUCGUGGUUGAUUCGCCCUCAAGGCGAUGAUACUCGGACACCACCCCCACAGCCGUCAGCGACUUCCGUGUCAGACCCGACUGGUCUUCCCACUAUUGGUCAUUGGGCGUUGGCAAAAACCUCUACGCAUGCCAUAUUUGGCCAUAUCCUUCAUUGGACCGAAGAGAACGAUGUCAUCUCACAGCCAAGCACAAUCCUGCCUUCUGACACAUCUUCACCUCGGAUUCUGUCUACGACCACUCCCCCAUUGUUUGGUCGGGCUUUCUCCAAGGCCGCGUUCUGCGGGCCCACCAGCAGCCAGCUAGUUAUUCGGCUGGUCCCCUCACCCAACGGCAGCGCCGCUGUGCACGCGCCGACCCUAGAGCUCCGCGUUCGCAUGAUCAACAGUUUGGUCGCCGAUAUAAAAUCACUCCGUGCUCUUCAUAACACGUACGAUUUCGACCUUCUCCUACCAGAUCACCCGGUGGACGCACGCAUCACUCAGAAGCAGGUCUCGGAACUACGACGCCUGGGAGAUCCACUAGAUGCGCACCCCGUGGUUCUGCCGCUGGUUGACUUCCUGGGCCAGUCGGAAAUAUCUCCCGCCGAGGGUGUCUUCAAGACCCCGUCCCUCGUCAAGGGCAUGACCGUCCCAGUCCGCCUCGGCCACGGCGCCGCCCUUGGAGCCGGCGACGAGUCGGGCCUGCUGACGCUAGACUACCUCUUCGCCGGCCUCGAGGUGCGGCACCAGGCCGUCACCUCUUUCCGCGACCGAAGCCUUGCGUACACAACCAUAGUAUCCGAUGGCUUUACCCCACAGAGAGUCGAGGUCUCCAUGCAGGCAUCGCCGUGGCGGGAGCCGAAUCCGUUCAAGGAGGGCUCUGAAUAUGUGGCGGAGAGGUUCGUGGCCGACGUGCUGAAGGUGGCCCAGGGUAACAUGUUCCAAUGGUUCUUGUGAGCAUCGUAUCCACCGUGUAUAUCUUGCGCUUAGAUGCAUAUUGCACCCGCUGUGCUUGCCUAACUAGAGGUAUCUAUGUAGUCUCUGUUCUGUAAAGUGUACUAUUUUGGGGAAUUCUGGCGAAAUGACCCAUACUUCAUCUAGCUAGAUAAUUGUAAGAUAAUUGUAUACAUACCUGCCUUCUCCCAAGCAACGCCGCCUUCGC